Messenger RNA from Nematocida ausubeli, 420 nucleotides. RefSeq lists its product as uncharacterized. Bases 1 to 420 code for a protein of 139 amino acids. The record is from RefSeq and is a predicted model, not a curated record. NCBI's taxonomy places the organism in Eukaryota, Fungi, Microsporidia. The transcript has a single exon.
AUGCACGGCAUACAGUUCCAGAAAGUACAGACAAUAAUGAGGGUGCCCGUAUACCCGUGCCAAUUAAAUAAUAUAAUAGAAUAUUCGUAUAAAUAUCUUAAUAAAUACGUUGGAUUAUAUAUUAAGGCACUAAAAGGCGUUGUAAUAUGCUAUACGGAUAGUAUUGGUAUAUUAGAUGAAAUUGGUUAUAUAUCUGGGAUAGACCCAAAGGUUCAUGUGAAAGUGUCAGUUGAAUUUAUAAUUAUGAAGAUAAUUAGGCAAGGAUUAGUGCAUGGCUAUAUACAGGGACAUACAGGAUAUAUACAUGGGAUAAUUCCUGUGAAAAUAUCUGGUAAUAUAAUAGAUGGAAGUUAUACGUAUACAAUUACUGAUGUAAAUAUGCAUCCAUUGUGUGUGCAUGGGGAAAUAAGUGAAGAGUAA